This is a messenger RNA of Leptosia nina, 1356 nucleotides long. The record is from the annotation of a GenBank genome assembly. NCBI's taxonomy places the organism in Eukaryota, Metazoa, Arthropoda, Insecta, Lepidoptera, Pieridae.
AUGGCAGGAGAUGGUAUUUUUGAGACGGACCUGCACCAUAGCUCUGUAACAAAACUCCAGUUAGAUGAUAAUGUAGCUGCUUAUUUAGAAAAGAGGUGUUUAGAGCGAGAGGACCAUGUCACUGAGUUUAGCAGUGACAACAUUGAGAAAGUUGUGACAAACUACGUUAUAGCUAAACAUAUACUAAGUAAUUUAUCAUGGCAAGAUAAAUUAGUCUACAGACAUGUGUGCAGUACUUGGCGUUCAGCUAUUAAUGCUCUAAGGAAAGAGCAAUUGUAUCCUAUUGAUUUUUCUGUAAAGCACUUAUGUCACAUAAAGCAGUCUUCAACAUUUUCCAAUGAACCUUUAGCGGUAUUUACUUUUUUAAACAUAACUGGAUUCUCUAAGAUUUUCAGUUGCAAGAAUAUUGCACCGUGUCCAUGCAGUCCUCCUUGUGAUAAAUAUCACAUGGGAUUUGACGUGUUACACAAAUACAUUUGUGCACCGAAGGAGUGUAUGAUGGGAGUAAAAGCUACCUAUGUUUCAUACUUACCAUUACCAGAUUCUAAAACAAAAGAAAACUCAGUUACAUCACUCAAUUCUGCAUCAUUUGUCGGAGGUGUAUAUAUACCAGUCAUACCAAAUGUUAAAUAUCAUAUGAUUAAUUUGAAAGACCAUGCUUUAAUGAAGCAAGAAUUCUAUGGUGCAGUCGACAAAAUAGUUACCGAUCAAGUGAUAAAGGGUGUUCUUGUUUUUGUAACAGACAAACAUUUGUUACAUUCUGUUGAGGAUAUUGUCUUCUUGAACCAUAUAAAGGAUGUACAACCAGAUGUACCAUAUGCAAUGGGCGGAUGCAUUUGUGAAGAUACGAUGUGUCAUGAAAGUGAUAUUACACAGUUGUUAAACAGUAAAGCACCAUGUGUAAGUGUGAGCGAUUCGCUGAUCUCCAUAGGAAUAUUCUCUGUUCCGAAGGAUUUUGCGAAGAAUGAAUGCAACUUUGAUAUGUUUUCUUUGAUAAUUGAAUCUUCUGUUUGGGAUAAACAAAAAAUACAAUCUUCUAUUGUCAAGUUUUCUAAAGAAGUACCACAGUAUGAACAUAGUGUUUGCCUCAAGCUGUCGUGCAUAGGUCGGGAUCGUAAGCACAAAGUGGAACAGGAAGCGUUUCGCUCUGUAUUCCCCAACACGCGGAUCGUCGGUUGCUAUGGCAACGGGGAACUGGGGAUAGAUCACCCAGCGCAAGCGAUCCCCGAAUGGCCCCCAAACGUCCCCAAGCGGAACCGGAAAUGCCCCGGUCCCCAAUUUGGGAUUAUUUAUUCGUAUUCUACAGUUUUUGUGUAUAUGGGCUGGGGUAAAAUAACCUCACCGAAGGCUAAAUAA